Molecule: messenger RNA, 1391 nt
Organism: Anthonomus grandis grandis
Lineage: Eukaryota; Metazoa; Arthropoda; Insecta; Coleoptera; Curculionidae
Exons: 8
Coding region: 1-1290 (429 amino acids)
Source: RefSeq, a predicted model, not a curated record
AUGAACCUUAUGUUCAGAAAGAACUUCAGGGAACAAAAAACAGGAAUCAGCACCUCAAAGGGUGUCAGAGGGACACCAGGAAGACACACGAAUAAGCGAUGCUUGAAGGACCAAAAUUACAGUUACGUGGAUGAGCACCACUUGAAGACCCACGUGUUCUUACGGAUUCCCAAAAGUAACUACGUGCAAGACGAUUCGGAUGAGCCGAGGUGCGGUCCAAUGACUGGCGCGGGUGUCGGAGAGCCUCCUCCUGCCGCCACGACCAUAUCCCCUGCCAUGAGCGAAUCGGACCUGCCUAAACCCUUAAUCAAUAGGACCCCAUCGGUGAACCUCAAAUGGCCUUCUAAUCAAAACACGGAACGAGUCACUCCGUCACGACAGGUGAGCUUUAACAACGGUAACACGGACCUAGCGAAGUCGCUAUCGGGUGUUGAAAAAGACUGUUUUAUAAUUCCCAUACACAGUUUAGAUAGAUUUCUUCCCGCGGGAGUACCUAUGCCAAAGCGUCCACCUCCGUCUCAUCACGGAGGAAAUUCGAUGGAGCGAAAACCGCAAAACAGCACGUUACAAGUGAUGGAAGUACCUGAUCCGAAAUUAUGUGUCUUAUGUCACCUUAUGAGCCAACUGGAACCAAUUGAUCCCAUAUUAGAAACGCCGCUGAUACAGCCGCUUUUUAAACAAAAAGUUACCGCCGGAGAACUCGUUAAUGAGGUGGCAAUGGCUAAAACGGCGGUAACCGGGAUGUUGCUUGUUAAUAUGGAAAGAAAUGCGGAGUUUCCCUUUAUUAGCUACUACGUCAUUAAUACCGCACAAACCAACCCCGUAAUGUUUUAUAAUAAUUUACGCACUGCCAGUUUAACUAAGUUCGAUCCAAGGGCUACUAGGUACACAGCAGCUCACACCUUAGAUUUAUAUAGUGAAGUGGCUGCUAUAUGUAGACCACCGAUUUUCGAGAUAGGGGUGCCUUUAUCGAAGUGUCAUAAUCCAAACACGGGAUACAUCAUAUCCGUUUACAAAGUGUUCGAGGGUGACGAUCGGGAAAUUUUCGAAAGAAAUUGGCUUUAUUGGACAGGUGCCAGGAUGAUCUACAGAUAUCUACCGCAAAAAGCGGGUCUACGUAAGAUAUCGCUUCACAAAUCGCUGACACCAAAAGGGGACAAAAUGUACAUACUGAUGUGCGAGUGCGCCAAUUUGUUACCGGAUGUGACCGUAUGUGCCUUACUACUGCCAGCUUUAAGGGCCCGAUUGACCGGUUAUACGGGACUUUUUAAGCCUAUACAAUCAUUUUAACUUAUACUGUUUAUAUUUAAAAAAAAAGCUUAAACUUUAUUUCUGAUAGUUAUUUUCUGAAGUUUUUAAUUGUUAAUGCACCUUAAUAAAAAGACACAUUA